AUGGACUCCAAGCGAAAAUUGACCAUACUUACCAAGGUGGUGUCGUCCUUACAUGACCAUAACGGCUCCACUGGUACCAGCACUCAAAACCAAAAAGAUACGCAGAAGCAGUGUCUACGAGCGAAUCUGAUGAAACGUCAUUCCAGUUGCUGUUCAAAGAGCCAGAUAUCGGAACCAAGCUCGCCUCUUUCGCCAGCUCCAGAAACCACCACCAAAGGUCCGCCAGCCGUCCCCAAGGGCUGGGAAGUGCGGUUUGACCCUAUACUGAAGCAGUAUUACUACGUGAAUAUGAUCAAAAACUUGAUACAGUUGGAUCACCCAGAGGAAGUUAUUUUACACAGUGAUUCGGAUUCAACUGCUAUUUCCAGUUCACCGUCUCUUGGUCUGGGUUUGGGUGAUUCCAUUGCAACUGAACAAACUUAUUCUUCGUACACUUAUGAUGAUGGCCUACCUGUCAAGGAUAAGGCUGUGAAACGGUGGAUAAAUCGGUUCGGAAAGAAGAAGAGAAUAGGUUCGCCUUCUGCUACUCCUUCCCCUCCACAGUCUCCUCAACUGGGCUCUGAUUUCCAACCCAGGACGCUGACUCUGUCCUCAACGCCCAGUGUGCGUUCAGGCUUAGUCGACGAAGAUGAUGACGAAGACGACGAUGACGAGAGAAACUCCGAGGAGUAUAAGCGUCAACUAGAAGAGCUCAGGGAAAUGAUGGUUAGUGAAGCUGAGGCUUACAAAAUCGAUCGGUUGAGAAGCGAUUGA
This is a messenger RNA of Kuraishia capsulata CBS 1993, 753 nucleotides long. RefSeq lists its product as uncharacterized. Gene Ontology annotation, molecular function: protein binding. Lineage: Eukaryota; Fungi; Ascomycota; Pichiomycetes; Pichiales; Pichiaceae. The coding region runs from base 1 to 753 and encodes 250 amino acids. The record is from RefSeq and is a predicted model, not a curated record. The transcript has a single exon.